Molecule: messenger RNA, 1625 nt
Organism: Neolamprologus brichardi
Lineage: Eukaryota; Metazoa; Chordata; Actinopteri; Cichliformes; Cichlidae
Product: GTPase IMAP family member 7-like
Molecular function (GO): GTP binding
Source: RefSeq, a predicted model, not a curated record
ACAAAAUUGUCAUUGAGCCAGUUUAACCGUGGAGCGCACAAGAACAGACAACAAGAAGCAACAAAUAAACAAAGGACGACACAAAACCUGAAGUCAACCUGAUUCGUCUGCAUACUGCAUUUCUUUUCAUCAUGGAUGACACAAUGAGGAUCGUCUUGCUGGGAAAAACUGGAAUUGGGAAGAGCAGCCUGGCUAACACCAUAUUUGGAAAGAAUGUGUUCAAAGUCAAAUAUUUUUCAGACUCACAAGCAGUUUGUGAAGCAGCAACAUCUGGAUCUGUCAGCGAGAGACACCUCACUGUGAUCGACACUCCUGGUUUCUUCAGUCCAGAAAUGUCAGAGUGGGAGCUGAAGCGUGAGAUACAGAGGAGCAUCGCAGAGUGCCCUCCUGGUCCUCACGCUUUUCUCAUCGUGCUCAGAGUGGAGAAAUUCACAGAGCAGGAGAUGGCUGUCAUUAGAAAGAUCGAAGAAUAUUUUUCUGCAGAGGUUUUUAAAUAUUCUGCAGUUGUCUUCACAUGUGGCUCCCAGUUAUCUGAAGGAAUGAAAAUUGAGGCAUUCAUCAAAAAAGAAAAGCAUCUGAAAGAUCUGGUGGAGAAGUGUGGCGGUCGGUGUCACGUCGUCGAUAAUCAAUACUGGAACAACAGCAACCAGCAGCAUGAAUAUGAGAACAACCGCUUCCAGGUGACACAGCUGCUCAACACAAUAGAGAACAUGGUGAAGGGAAAUGAAGGAGGCUGCUACACCUCUGAGGUCCUGAAGAGACACAUACAGUCAACAGCCUUUCUCCCCAGGGUCGUCACAUUUAUUAAAAGAAAUGCAAGGAGAACAUCAGUGAAAAUCUUUUGCAAUGUAGCGCUGCUCAUAGGAGCAUACUUCUUUUAUAGAAGCUUCAAAACUGUAGCAGUUAUGAUUCAGUACCAAGGCUCAGAUGAAAGAAGGAUUGUCAUCCUGGGAAAAACAGGCAGUGGGAAGAGCAGCCUGGGAAACACUAUACUGGGAGACAGUCUGCUGAAGGUGAAAGCGUGUCCAGAGUCUGAAACAAGUUGGUGUCAAAGGGAAUCCAAAACUGUUGAUGGCAUACGCACCACUGUGUUUGACACUCCUGGCUUCUUUGAUACAAACAUGUCUGAAGAGGAGCUGAAGUGCGAGACGGUUAAAUGUAUUAAAGAGUGCGCCCCAGGUCCUCAUGCUUUUCUCAUUGUGCUCCAAGUGGCCAGAUACUCACAUCAGGAGAAAGACGUCAUCAACAAAAUACUUGGAUGUUUCUCAGAGGAAGCUCUGAAACAUGCUGUGAUUGUCUUCACGCAUGGUGAUGACCUCCCUGAGGGAGUGAAAAUCAAGGAAUUUGUUAGUAAAAGUAAGGAUCUAAGUCAUCUAAUGGAGAAGUGUGGCGGCAGGUGUCAUGUUUUUGAUAAUAAACACUGGAACAACAAUCCUGGUGACUACAGGAAUAACCAGUACCAAGUGAAGCAGCUCCUCAACACUGUGGAUAAGAUGAAAGAAAGAGGAUGCUACACCAAUGAAAUGCUUCAGGCAGUGUACAAAAAUCAGUGGGACUUUAAAACACUUUUGAAAAUCUUUGCUGGUGCCACAGUAGGAACAGUGUUGGGAGCAUUGUUGGAGUAA